Messenger RNA from Aspergillus thermomutatus, 879 nucleotides. RefSeq names its product adenylate kinase family protein. Lineage: Eukaryota; Fungi; Ascomycota; Eurotiomycetes; Eurotiales; Aspergillaceae. Bases 1 to 879 code for a protein of 292 amino acids. The record is from RefSeq and is a predicted model, not a curated record. The transcript has 5 exons.
AUGUCUGAUAAGAUAGAAGAAAUUCACGACAUAGAGGAGCCUGCGCAGAGCCAGAAUCAGAAGACUGACACUGCCCUGGCCAUAAGGACCCGCGUCCAGCGUGUGGAACGUCCUAUGCCCGAGCUCGCCUCGCAGAAUGGAGACACUUGGACGUACGAUGAGGAAGCCUAUCUCCGAGGAGGCAUUCUCAUCCCUGUUGAGAUCCCUAAUGACGAGGCUCCCAGUGAGGACGUAGACGUCAAGAGUGCGAAGCUCAUUUUUCUCUUCGGCGCCCCAGCUUUGGGAAAGAGCACUGUCGCAGCAAACGUGGCCGCAGAGCUUGGAUGCAUCCACCUUUGUCCCGAUCAGAUGAUCCCGCAUCUGGGGAAACAUGGCCCAUACCUCGCUUGGCUAGCGGUUGUCCAGGCCAUUGAGUACCACGGAACUGUGCCGAGCGGAUUACUGUUUCAGCUCGUGAAAAUGGAAAUCCAGAGGCACAUGGAGUUUGGAGCAACUACCUUCAUCAUUGACGGAUGGCCACACACCUCUGAGGACUUCAAUCUGCUGUACGAGACCUUCACUGUGGUGUCAGCUUUUCAUCUGUACGCAACUCAAGACACUCUUGAGAAGCGUGCAAUGCGGGACCCUAUGACCUUUGAUGAAGGUACUAGGCGCCUCAAGUACUUCCGAAACGGAUUUGUGAGGUAUUAUGAAGAGCUGGCAGAUUUGCUCGAGCAUGACGGUUUCAGAAACUCCUUGGUCCUGAUGUGUGCCGAACCGGAUUACCAUCUCUUCUUCCCGGAAAUCAAAAGGAUCAUCGAGAAGAGACUUGCUGAGGCUGAGGACGCUUCGGCACUCGCACAGGCUGAGACCUCGUCCGAUGAGCGUGAGCAUGUUUGA